AUGGCGGCCCGUCUACGCAAAACAUUCCGCUACCCGGCCGACAAUGCUGGCAGCGACGACAGCGAUCGUGAGGAACUGGACGAGCAAGAGCAGGAGACAAUCAUCGAAGAUCUGGCAAAGCGGGACUUGGACAAUACCAUCUUCUACCGCCGCGCUUUCGUCGCUCUUCCUGCUAUUGCAGCCCUGGCCUAUAUUCCUGUUCUCUUCUCUGCAGACGCUUUCAGGCAUGUCUUGCUUGCUUUGCUGUCUCUGACCGCUCUGGCAGGCACGGUCUACAUUAUGCUCUACGUCCCUUCUGCGCCUGCCGCUGUGGACAGCUCGCGCUUGUCUGCUGCCAUGAUUGACAGCAGGGGCCCGUUGGACGUCGCUUUGCCUUGGUUGAACGCCGCCCUGAGCGCUGUGCUUGCUCUGACAGGUGUACUGGCGUGGAGGAGAGAUCUGUUCAACGAAGCCUGGCGCGCCUUUUUGCCUGGUGCAAUCUUCCUUGUCACCAUGUACGCCCGCUCCCAACUAGUGCCGCUCGAUGUCGCCAGCUUGGAACGUCUGAAGUAUAAUUACAAAGGUGCUUGA
Messenger RNA from Aureobasidium subglaciale EXF-2481, 570 nucleotides. RefSeq lists its product as uncharacterized. Lineage: Eukaryota; Fungi; Ascomycota; Dothideomycetes; Dothideales; Saccotheciaceae. The transcript has 2 exons. The coding region runs from base 1 to 570 and encodes 189 amino acids. The record is from RefSeq and is a predicted model, not a curated record.